Messenger RNA from Pogonomyrmex barbatus (red harvester ant), 3571 nucleotides. RefSeq lists its product as uncharacterized. The record is from RefSeq and is a predicted model, not a curated record. Lineage: Eukaryota; Metazoa; Arthropoda; Insecta; Hymenoptera; Formicidae.
GAAUAUCCUCGCGUUAUUCCAAAUAUUUGCGACUGUGGACACUCGUUCGUCCACCUUAUCUAAUCUCUCGAUGAUUAAUGUGCGUGUACGUUCCUCCACUUUCCGACAGUUUCGUCGGCGUCGAUAACAGGUGACGGGAUCCGUAAUCGAGUUCUCCAAAACCGGCGAGUGAGAAGUAACACGAGCGAUACAGGAGAGCGAGAAGUGGGACUUAAUAUCGUGAAUAAUAAUCGAACGCUCUCUGAAAAGUGAUUAGCGUGCAAAACAACACUGUUAUUAUUAUUAUAGUCCGGCGAUGCGUCCGUAUCUCACGCGAGAAGCGACGUACAACAACGCGGCUUUUGUCAGCAGCCUUGAACGCCUUUUAGCACGACGUUCAUAAAUUUUUAUCUUCGCGGAUAACGACUCAAAGAAGUGAGAAGCUUAUUUACCGGACUUUCCUAUAAGCGUUACGUGUUUGUGUGCGCGUUUUUUGAUCGAUAGGAGACCGAUUGGAGAUCUCCGAUCGAUUUCCACGAAUCGCCCGGUGUAGGAGUUAAUCGUCGGCUGGGAACGUCCCAAAAUAUAUCGGGGAGCCUUGGUUUCGGUUUAAAAUCGUUGAAAACUUGUUGAGCGCCAGCGCGCUCCAUCCGAAGACGUUCCCCGCGGUUCCUGCUUGGUGAACCGUUCUUCAGCGGAGUAGGGGAGCCGCGAUAACCGGUGCCAACGUCGCGGCGCCUUCGUCAGACGCGUUUCGCGUGCGUCGCACGACGCAGGUAUCAAUAACAGGUGUCGUCGAAGGUGCAGUCGUCGAAAAUAGUACCCGCGACUAAUCGGAUAUCUGAUAUUCGCGCGUCGUUCUCGCGAUGAGAAGAAACAUGGUGGUGAACGAGGUGGGAACUGGGGCGACAUUGCCGCGGGUCGCGGACCUGGAGCACAGUGUACAGUGGACCAGUUUGGCGAACGACAUCGACGACCUGGUGAAGCUCCGCCGUCCGGACAGAUCGGCGGUAGUUCGACGCGACAAACGAGACGGAAGGACCGACAGACACGCUUACCAGCGGGUCUCCAUGCCGGAGAUGCAGCGGACGUGCACGGUGCAUUUCGAGGAUGAUUGCGACACGCUCUUGCGGAGAGACCGUCUCUCCCCGGAGAACUCCCGGUGGAGCUGGAAGCCGCGGACGGACUUCGAGAGGGAGUACUUUUACAAGGAUUACAAGGACUAUUACCGCGGCGAUCCGGGAAAGUGCCUCGAGUCCGUCUCGCACGAGACAGCCCCGAGGGAUCGGGGUUGCUCGCGGGAGACGCGACAUCCUUCUUCCAGGAGUCCUGCCGCGCGCGGAUCGUCAGCGGCGCGAUAUCCCGAGGGACUCGAGAAGGAGCACUUCAGCGACAGCAGGGAGCGGCUGCACGAGAUCUUCGAGCACAACCGGUAUCUCCGCCGACAGUUCUUCGCCGACAUGCCGGGGAAGCAGGACUCCUGCAGCGGUUUCGCCGGGAACGCUUCCGAGAGGCGCGGCCAGGGAGCGCCGAGGCGCUGCGCCGGCUUCGGUAGCACCGAGACCCUCACCAGCCAGAGCAAUCAAUCAUCCGUGAGCAGUAUAAACGAUCGGAAGUCCCGGGCGCAGACGACACGCAGCCCGGAGGAGGAGGAGGAGGAGGAGGAGGAGAUGGACACGUUAACCGAGUUCGCCGGGAGGGACUUGUCUCGAAUCGUCAAUCGCAAGAGCGGCGGUCGCGCUCGAAGGGACGGCAGAGUGCUCGUCAACAUUCUACCCGGAAGCGAGAUAAGACGAGUCGAUGUGAGGAACGUAUCGUCGUCGGUCAAGCUCGAUGAGGCGAGUAAUGAACGCAGCGAGGGCUCGCCGAUCGUCGAGGAGGCUCGAUUUCGGGACGCGGCGUGCGCCAAGAGAACGCACGAUAAAUCAUGUCAGUGCCGCAUCGAGGAGGACGAGAUCGAUCUCGACGCGUCGCGCCGAGGGAAGAACCUUCCGGAAUACAUUUUUGGCGGAGCCGCGAAGAUCGAUUUCGAGAGUCGAGAGGAAGGCGGGGAUUCGUCGGGCGGAAGCGGACAUCGUGACGCGAGCAACGUGAACGAUCGGCUGUCGUGGGAUGAUAAGCCCGAACGGGAAUGGAAUCGACUUUCGCAAAACGAGACCCGAAUGAUCUGCGAUUAUCGCGGACGAUCGGAUUCCGUUUCGGCGAAGAUCAAUGAGAUAAGCGCGUCGAGGAGCAACGACGGCGUCUGCUGGGAUCUCUGUAGAUCCUUGCCGAAUCUGACUAUCCUGAAGCGGAACCUCGAUGCUCCUCUCUACGUAGCCCGGGCGGUCAACGUUCCCGAAGGACUCGAGUCUCUCGAAUCCCCGGAUGCUCGUGUCGUAAGAUCGAGAAAUCGCUUCGAGCAACGAUCGGGACAGCGCGAGGAGAUCGAAGAUCAGACACGCUCGAUCGAGCGCGGACAAUCGAUAUCCAAAUUGACGACGGAUGUGUCGGUCCCGCCCAAACAUCUGACCCCCCCGAGACGGGGGGUCAAGGCGACGAGAAUCCCUCCUCCUCCCUUAGACCUGAGCACGGUGAACGAGCGGUGCGAGCGCAUGGAGGCGGACGAGAGGAGAUAUCUGAACGAUUACAGCGUCGACGUGGCGAUCCUACGCAACCACGAAGAUCACGUGGAAGAUUUGCUGAGUCCUGUUGAGAGCAGACGAGCCGUUAACGACGUUGUCAAAGAUGACAUCCUGUCGAGGAUCGCGAAUGGAAGGAACGAUCAGCCGCUCGGAAGAGACGCCGAUAAGAGACGGAGAUCGUCGGGAGUCCCGGGGUAUAAAUCUUGCGGCAAUUUCUCGUUGGCCGAGGACUUGCAGUCGCCGCAGCUCGUCAACAAUUGCAAGAGCUCUACGAGCGAUCUACGAAAAAUAGAUCCCGCAUCGAUACUUCCGAUUGACCCUGAUGCCUGUCGCCGUGACCGAGCCACCAGCAGCCCUUUGUUCGAUCAAACGAGUCCGAUUGGCGGACUUCACGCCGCCGGAAGCGCGCUUCCGUCUACGGUCUACGGACCGAUUCCGUACAGUCAGUAAACAUGCGCAUAAUUUUCCUGAAAUAAUGCUCUUCCUGCCGCGCGUAAAUAGCCGCACGCCCCGUUAGGAUCGCCUCGGUGUACGUAAUCGUUGCCGGUGUCGUUGACGGUGAUUGAGGAGGAGAGAGAGAUAAAAACAGAUUGAAUCGAGCAGAGUAUGUUUCGUGCUCUGAACUCCUUUUUUUUUUUAACAUGCCUCUAGUUUAGAAAGUCUGAUACGAUCGUAUUACGUAGAAUCGAAUCGAUGAAAAAGUAUUCUGGAUAUAUUUGUAUUAUUACGUAUUAAAUGAAUUCGUAUGAAAAAUUGUAGUGAGAUAGGAGAGUUUGAGGUCUGCAUUGAAUUUAAAAAAUAAUUAACAUCGACACAGAUAAUAAAUUGCCAUAAUGACGAAAACCUAACUUCCCAUGACCCACGAAAGGCUCUAGAAGCGCGUUGAGAGUAGAACGGUAAAAUGGAAUAAAAUUACACGAGGGGAGAAUCAGAUAAAGGAUAAUAAGGUACAGUACACAAGAAAAAAA